This is a messenger RNA of Haliotis rubra (blacklip abalone), 1151 nucleotides long. Its product is annotated as etoposide-induced protein 2.4-like. The record is from RefSeq and is a predicted model, not a curated record. Gene Ontology annotation, biological process: macroautophagy. Gene Ontology annotation, cellular component: endoplasmic reticulum. NCBI's taxonomy places the organism in Eukaryota, Metazoa, Mollusca, Gastropoda, Lepetellida, Haliotidae.
AUGCUUCUACCCUGUAUCUACUGGUUCACAGAGCUCAUCUCAGGUGGUUCAGCUGACUCAUGGCCUUGUUUGGUCAUGGUUAUCUCCCCUUCUCAUGGAUAUUCAGCUCUCUGGGUGUUACAGCUGUUUGUUCUCAAAAUAAUCAACUGUUUCUGGUUUCAGGACAUAGCAGAUGCUGCAUAUUUGAAAAUGCGAGGGAAACCAAAGAGCCUGACACUCAGCACCUUCAUAGCUGACAUGCUCUUCAGUGUCACGCUGCAGGCUUUCUUCCUCAUACAGGCAACAAUGGCCAGCUCUCUGCCGAUCUAUGGAGUGGGCCAACUAGUCAGCGUCCUACACUUCUGCCUGCUCUACUCUCUCUACACCUUCGAGUACAAGUGGUACAACAUGGGUUUAGAAGUGCACACUCGACUGUCAUUGAUAGAGGUCAACUGGCCCUACUUUGUUGGGUUUGGCCUGCCCAUGGCAUUGGCAACGUCGCUAUCUUCCUCAACUGUGAUAAGUGGCUGCAUCUUCUCCAUCUUGUUCCCGCUCUUCAUCAUCAGUGCCAAUGAUGCUCAGGAGCCUGCACAGCCUUUUGAGUUCCCGUUAAAGCUGUUCACACCCGUAAGAGUCAUCACCAAUGCUGUAUUCCACCGAUCUAUGACCAACAAAACCAGGAACCCAUCUGGUAACCAAGCAACACCCAAAAGGACACCAACCCAUGAUGCCAAACCAUCUAGGUGAUCCUUGACCAUGUCUGCAAGAACGCCAGACAGUGACCUACUUUGAUGACAUGGAAUAAGACAAAACAAUGAACGUCAGGGUCAAAGGGAUGAUGAAGAUCAAGGUCAGAGGGAUGAUGCAGGUCAAGGUCAAUUAUUAGAACAAUGGACAGUGCCAAAUUCACAGAUCAAAUAAAUCUCAAGGAAAAAUGGUGAACAUUUAAAGGACAAAGGAGCUUCGAAGAGUAAAGCAGAAAAUUUAAACUCAUAUAAUACCUUUCCUUCAGUUAUAAUAUUUUGCCAGUAGUGAUGUCUCUUUUUAUGUCUUGCAAUCUGUCUUACACUGUAUACUUUUAAACUUGCUAUAGUGUGGUAGUGCAAAACAAUAUCUAAUAUUUCACAGAAUGUAAAUGUACUCACAGUGAAACGUUCAAGGUGGACCUGACU